AAGUGCUGGGUGGGUUUUUUGGGGUGAAAAAGAGCGAAAAGGUCGCUGGGGUUUGGGGUUUCCAGUAGGAAACGAACCCAAAAUCCCGCGCGGGGCGAGAGCAGCCCUCGCAAGGUCAUCCCAAAGCGGCGGGCAGGCAGGAGCGCGCCCCAUCCUUGCGGUGCCCGCAGAAUGGGGAAACAGAAUAGCAAGCUGGCCCCUGAAGUGAUGGAAGAUCUGGUGAAGAGCACGGAGUUCAAUGAACAUGAGCUAAAACAGUGGUACAAAGGCUUUCUAAAGGACUGUCCAAGUGGUAGACUGAACCUUGAGGAGUUUCAGCAGCUCUACGUAAAAUUCUUUCCGUACGGAGAUGCUUCAAAGUUUGCCCAGCAUGCCUUCCGAACCUUUGAUAAAAAUGGAGAUGGGACCAUCGACUUCAGAGAGUUCAUUUGUGCAUUGUCCAUCACCUCAAGAGGCAGCUUUGAGCAAAAGCUAAACUGGGCCUUCAACAUGUACGACCUGGAUGGUGAUGGUAAAAUUACAAGAGUGGAAAUGCUGGAAAUUAUAGAGGCCAUCUACAAAAUGGUGGGCACUGUGAUAAUGAUGAAAAUGAAUGAGGAUGGUCUGACGCCUGAGCAGCGGGUGGACAAGAUCUUCAGUAAGAUGGAUAAGAACAAAGACGACCAGAUCACACUGGAUGAAUUCAAAGAAGCUGCAAAGAGCGAUCCUUCCAUUGUAUUACUCCUGCAGUGUGACAUUCAAAAAUGAGCUUGUGUACAAUGCAUUAUAGACUGCACAGAAGUUUAAUGUUCCAUUCAGUUUGCAGCUAUUUCCACACACAAAAAUUUGCUUGGACUACCUAUAAAUGGACUUGCUUCUUGUGUUUGAAACACUUGUGUGCAUGAGAAUGUCAUUUGCUAAAGAAUUUUAAAAGUAUAUAUUAUAAAAAUAAACUGCCACAACGUGAUGUGUGCACUGUCAUUUCAUAACAGCCCUAUUCCUCUGAAGCCUGUGCAGCAGUCCUGUGCUGCAGUGAAUUAUAUUAUUUAUUGUUCAUGUUUUACUGAUGCUAGCUCUGUGUCUCCUAGACUGAGUAAUGUUAGUGACACUGAAUUCCCAUGGUAAUGUUAACUGUUUAUUAUAAACCAUGUCACCAUUCUGCUGUAAAGUAGUAUUGGACAGACAGAGGGAAGACUUCCUCAGUUCUUGAGUCUGAUCCACACGUGCUUGUAUUGUCAGUGGAUAUAAAUGUACUUCAUUUGCAUGCCUUUUAGGUUUGCCUUAAUUCUUACCUCAUUUGCAUCCCUUCAAUCUGGAAAGAGCUAUGUCAGAGGAAUGCAGUAUAAAAAGCAAAUCCUGCUAAAAUGAUCCCUUUAAAAGUAUAUAUAAAUAUAUAUAUAAUGUUUAAAAUAUUGUUUUAUUGGAAGUUUAAAGGUUUUAUUGGAAGUGUAUUGAUCUUUGCCUGAAUUUUCAAAAGCUUCCACAGAGGUUGCAAUAUAUAUGUCCCAAAAUAAAUUUAUAACAUUUGACCUUUUCCCCUAAUUCUUAUUUCACAUCUUCAGCAUGGUAACAGGAAAAAAAAAAGUUCUAUAAUUAUCUGUCACUGUACUACUGGGAAAUAUAUAUAUUUCAUUAUGAAAGCAUGAAGAAAACUUUUUUGCACUUACUCGGUAGAAGAGUCAUAUUAUACAAAACCAACAGUUGUAGUGCUUGUGUUACCAACAGAGCAGCUGUUUAUCCUCUAAGAUGUUAAUGCUAAGAUUUAACAGUAUACCUACAAGACCUGUGCUUACAUAACUUUUUCAGCCAGCUGGAAGUCAAAUACAGUUUAUUUGCUUGGCCUAAACCUGGUCUUUUAAUGGUUUCCACAGCAAGUAAGUCUCUCCUCUUACAAUAUGAUAUGAAACUAAUAGAGGCAGAAAAUAGAGUGGUAUUAUCAAAAAAUUGUUAUUGAUAAAUUAACCUUUCAGCAUGAUUAUUGAGAAGAGGUAGUCGAAAGAACCCCCUUUGUCCUCAAUUCUACGUGCAAUCAAGUUUAUGUCUAUAACUUGGCAAGUGUGAGUUCUGCACAGCCCUGGGAAAGCAUGGAGAACUAGCAGAUUGCAGAUAAUCUUUCCUAUACUAGGUUUCCCAGUUGCUUUAAAUAAAGGCCAUUGCUCAUAGGUUGAAAAAAAAAAAAAAAAAAAAAGUUGUCUGAAAAGCUCACUCUACUGCAUGUUUGAUAUUUCCUCUUUGCCUUAUGAAAGGAGACAGUACUCCCAAUAGCUAAAAAUCAGACAAUAAAACAUGACAAAAC
Molecule: messenger RNA, 2275 nt
Organism: Oxyura jamaicensis (ruddy duck)
Lineage: Eukaryota; Metazoa; Chordata; Aves; Anseriformes; Anatidae
Gene: VSNL1
Product: visinin like 1
Exons: 4
Coding region: 172-747 (191 amino acids)
Molecular function (GO): calcium ion binding
Source: RefSeq, a predicted model, not a curated record